Acomys russatus (golden spiny mouse) is the source of this 2027-nucleotide messenger RNA. It is a transcript of the gene Atcay, whose product is annotated as ATCAY kinesin light chain interacting caytaxin. The record is from RefSeq and is a predicted model, not a curated record. Gene Ontology annotation, biological process: apoptotic process. Lineage: Eukaryota; Metazoa; Chordata; Mammalia; Rodentia; Muridae. Gene Ontology annotation, cellular component: cytoplasm.
CCGCCCCCUGCACACAAAAGCAGCUUCCUUCACUAUCUGGGGGCAGGCAGAGCCUCAGCCACCCGGGAAGAGAAAAGCCGGAGCCGCGGCAGGCCCGGGCUGCGAUGGCGGGGCACACGGAGACCGCGGGGGAACAGGGGUGCCUCUACUAACUCACGGCACCCCCUUCUCCAGCUGGGCCCAAGCCGGUGUGCCGCGUCGCCCUAGGUGACCUUCCUCGGAUGUGGACUUGGCCCUGAGCAUCCUUCCGCCAGGCCCCUCGCCUGGGUACCACCGAGAGAUGCCCGCCCGCAUCCGCGCCCGGCCCGCCUUUGUGUGCAAGUGACGGCGCAGGGGCAGCCACCGCCGCCGCCGCCGCCGAGGUCACCUUCCCGGGUCACCCAAGCUUCUCUUUCCAGCUCCCAUGGGGACCACAGAAGCCACGCUGAGGAUGGAAAACGUGGACGUGAGGGAUGAAUGGCAGGAUGAGGACCUGCCCGGACCGCUCCCAGAAGACACUGAGGCGGAGCUGCUGGGUGGUGCAGUGGAAGACUCCUCCUCACCUCCCUCCACCCUGAACUUGAGCGGCGCACAUCGAAAGAAAAAGACCCUGGUGGCCCCCGAGAUCAACAUCUCACUGGACCAAAGCGAGGGCUCCCUGCUGUCCGACGACUUCUUGGACACUCCUGAUGACCUGGACAUCAACGUGGACGACAUCGAGACGCCGGAUGAGACGGACUCUCUGGAGUUCUUGGGAAAUGGCAAUGAGCUGGAGUGGGAAGACGACACCCCAGUGGCCACAGCCAAAAACAUGCCUGGGGACAGCGCAGACCUGUUCGGGGAUGGCUCGGCGGAGGACGGCAGCGCGGCCAACGGUCGCCUGUGGCGGACGGUCAUCAUCGGAGAGCAGGAGCACCGAAUCGACUUGCACAUGAUCCGGCCCUACAUGAAGGUGGUGACCCACGGAGGGUACUACGGGGAAGGUCUCAACGCCAUCAUCGUCUUUGCUGCCUGCUUUCUGCCAGACAGCAGCUCCCCGGACUAUCACUACAUCAUGGAGAAUCUCUUCCUGUACGUCAUCAGCAGCCUGGAACUGCUGGUGGCCGAGGACUACAUGAUCGUGUAUCUGAAUGGCGCCACGCCCCGGCGGAGGACCCCCGGUAUAGGCUGGCUGAAGAAGUGUUACCACAUGAUUGACAGGAGACUGAGGAAGAACCUCAAGUCCCUGAUCAUCGUGCACCCGUCCUGGUUCAUCCGCACCGUGCUCGCCAUCUCCCGGCCCUUCAUCAGCGUCAAGUUCAUCAGUAAGAUUCAGUAUGUGCACAGCUUGGAGGAGCUGGAGCAACUCAUCCCCAUGGAGCACGUGCAGCUGCCCGAGUGUGUCCUGCAGUAUGAAGAACAGAGGCUCAGAGCCAAGAGGGAGAGCGCACGGCCACCACAGCCAGAGUUCCUCCUUCCCAGGUCUGAAGAAAAACCAGAGACUGUGGAAGAAGAGGAUGGGGCAGCAGAGGUGACAGAGGACCAGGAAACAAGCAUGUCCUGAUUUAACCAGAACCUAGAGAUGGACAGAGCUGAUUCCAGACGCCAUGUACACUCAUCAGAUGCCCUCGGGCCUCAGACUUCAUCCUGCCUCAUCGUGCGUCCAUUGUGCCUGGACACCUGGCUCUUUCAUCCCCCUGUCAACCCGGCAUCUUCGCUGCUUGAGUAUAUUCCAUUGUUUUUACUGUCAAGAAGGCAGUGUGAGCACGUUCUGGAAAGGACCACAUUUUUGGCCUCUAUCCAUGCUCUGAGUGUGUGGUGUCAAAGCUGGACUUGGGCAGUGUCACCCACCGGUCCCAUGUGGCCUCUCACUGUCCCAGCUGGGAUAACAGGGGCUGACCAAUGAGAGACACUUCGCUCACCUGCCAUCCGUCCCUAGCUGGAGCCUCGGAUGCCUGGUGGCCCCGGGCUGAGGCUGCACCCGCUUCUCUGUGGAAUGUGACCCACUGUCCCCUCUCCUUGUCAACCCCAAACAGGGCUGUGACCACUGACCUGGCAUCUCCUAUUCU